UUUCCUCUUUGAGGGCACCCGGAGAUCGUCACAAGAGUCCUUAGACUUCAACUACCGCCGCCGCUUCCAUGUUUCCUGAAAACCCAAAGCGGGGCCAGCCGGACAUCCCACGCACUUCCGGUCCCGGACCAGCCCCAAACACCCAGGCGCCCCAGCGACUCAGCUCUAGGUCCGGAGAUAGCCGAAAAUCUCCGAUUACGGUUAUGCCAGAGUCGAGGGCUUCCGAAUAGAUUCGACUCAAACUCUCGGCAAGUCGAAGAUAACCGAGCCUGAAAGCAGGGCGAGGGAGGGGUAGGAGAGACCAAGCGGAUGGAAAGAAUCGAUUGGUGCCGAUGUCGAGACGGAAACAACCGAGCAGUUCCGGAGGAACCCGGGGUGUUCUGAGUGGUAAUCGAGGGGUAGACUAUGGCAGUGGGCGGGGUCAGCUCGGUACGUUCGAAGGGCGUUGGCGGAAAUUACCGAAGAUGCCCGAAGCCGUCGGGACGGACCCGAGUACCUCACGCAAGAUGGCGGAGCUGGAGGAGGUGACUCUGGACGGGAAGCCUCUUCAGGCGCUGCGGGUGACCGACCUGAAGGCCGCACUGGAGCAGCGAGGCCUAGCCAAGAGCGGGCAGAAGAGUGCUCUGGUCAAGCGGCUCAAAGGGGCUCUAAUGCUAGAAAAUUUACAGAAACACUCAACACCCCAUGCUGCAUUCCAGCCAAAUUCCCAGAUUGGUGAGGAAAUGAGCCAGAACAGUUUCAUAAAACAGUAUCUGGAAAAGCAGCAGGAGCUGCUUAGGCAGCGUCUGGAACGUGAAGCUCGAGAAGCUGCAGAAUUUGAAGAAGCUUCAGCUGAGUCGGAGGACGAGAUGAUCCAUCCUGAGGGAGUGGCUUCCCUGCUGCCUCCUGACUUUCAGAGCAGCCUGGAGAGACCAGAGCUGGAGCUCAGCAGACAUUCACCCAGAAAAAGCUCCUCUAUUUCUGAAGAGAAAGGUGAAUCUGAUGAUGAGAAACCAAGGAAAGGAGAAAGACGAUCAUCGAGGGUCAGACAGGCAAGAGCAGCCAAGCUCUCUGAGUGCAGCCUGGCUGCUGAGGAAGAAGAGGAUCAAGAAAAACCUUCCAGAAAUCUGAGGGUCAGAGCAGAUCGAAAUUUGAAGACAGAGGAAGAAGAAGAGGAGGAGGAGGAAGAGGAGGAGGAGGAAGAUGAAGAGGAGGAAGAAGAAGAAGAUGAGGGACAAAAAUCUAGGGAGGCACCAAUCCUGAAACAGUUUAAGGAAGAAGAGGGGGAAGAGAUACUCAAAGCAAAACCAGAGGAGGUGAUAGAUGAGAGACCCAAAACCAUAAGAUCCCAGGAACAGGAGGGGUUAGAGAGAGGAGGGAGAGUUACAAGAUCCCAGGAAGAGGCAAGAAGAAGUCAUCUGGCCAGACAGCAGCAAGAGAAAGAGAUGAAAACAGGUUCUCCCCUUAAGGAGGAAGAAAGAGAAAUAAAAUCUUCACAAGGUUUGGAGGAAAAAUCUAAGUCUCCUUCCCCUCCUCGAUUGACUGAAGAUCUAGAGAAGGCCCCACUUGUGCUACAGCCAGAGCAAACUGCCAGUGAGGAGGAGACUCCUCCACCUUUACUUACCAAGGAAGCAUCUUCUCCACCACCUCAUACACAACUCCAGAGUGAAGAGGAAAUAGAGCCUAUGGAAGGCCCGGCACCACCUGUCCUCAUUCAGUUAUCUCCUCCUAAUAAGGAUGCUGAGACCAGAGAGAUAUUAAUAUCUCAGCAUACUGUCCAGUCAGUGAGACGCCUAUCUCCUUUGUCAAGUCCUACAGACACCAAAGCAGAAUCUCUACCAGAGAAAGUGCCAGAAGAGAGUAUCCUGCCUCUAGUUCAGAAAAGCACACUGGCUGAAUACUCAAUCCAGAAGGGUCUUGUAACUGAGUCAGACAAAUCUGCUCAGCCACUCCCUCUAAAAAUUGAGGAAUUAGCACCAGCCAAAGGGAUCAUUGAAGAGUCUCUGAAACAACCAUCUUUGGAACAGAAGGAAGACAGAAGAACUUCUCAUACCCUUCUCCCAAGCCACAGAUUGAAACAGUCAGCUGAUUCAUCUUCUAGCCGGUCCUCCUCAUCUUCAUCCUCCAGUUCUAGAUCAAGAUCUCACUCUCCUGACAGUUCAGGCUCUCAGUCUCACUCACCUCCAAGAUCUAAGCAGAGAGAUGUAUCCCAGGCAUGUACUCAUGCCAACCCUCAUGGUAGACCCAAGAUGGGCUCCAGAUCAACAUCAGAGUCCAGAUCACGUUCACGUUCUCGUUCAGCAUCAAGCAACAGCAGAAAAUCUCUGAGCCCUGGAGUCUCUAGGGACAGCAGCACCAGCUAUACUGAAACCAAAGACCCCUCUUCUGGUCAGGAGGUUGCAACUCCACCAGUGCCACAACUACAGGUCCUUGAGCCAAAGGAGAAGACUUCCAUCUCCUCAUCCUCUAUCCAAAUGAGGCGUCUGAGCCAGCCUGAGCCAGCUGAAAAGCAUGUGACCCAGAGGUUACAGCCUGAGCGGGGGAGCCCAAAGAAGUGUGAAGCUGAAGAGGCAGAGCCACCAGCUGCCACACAGCCCCACACCUCAGAGACUCAGACCUCUCAUCUACCAGAAUUAGAAAGGAUUCAUCAUUCUGUUGAGGAGAAGGAGGAAGUGACCAUGGACACAAGUGAAAACAGACCUGAAAAUGAUGUUCCAGAGCCUCCCAUGCCUAUUGCAGAACAAGUCAGCAAUGAUGAGCGCCCAGAGGGCAGUGCUGAAGAUGAGGAGAAGAAAGAGAGCUUGCUGCCCAAAUCAUUCAAGAGGAAGAUCUCCGUUGUCUCAGCUACCAAGGGGGUGCCAGCUGGAAACAGUGACACAGAGGGGGGCCAGCCUAGUCGGAAACGACGUUGGGGAGCCAGCACAGCCACCACACAGAAGAAACCUUCCAUCAGUAUCACCACUGAGUCACUCAAGAGCCUCAUCCCCGACAUCAAACCCCUGGCGGGGCAGGAGGCUGUUGUGGAUCUUCAUGCUGAUGACUCCCGCAUCUCUGAGGAUGAGACAGAGCGUAAUGGCGAUGACGGGACCCAUGACAAGGGGCUGAAAAUAUGCCGGACAGUCACUCAGGUAGUGCCUGCAGAGGGGCAGGAGAAUGGGCAGAGGGAAGAAGAGGAAGAAGAGGAACCUGAAGCAGAACCUCCUGUACCUCCCCAGGUGUCAGUAGAGGUGGCCUUGCCCCCACCUGUGGAGCAUGAAGUAAAGAAAGUGACUUUAGGGGAUACCUUAACUAGACGUUCCAUUAGCCAGCAGAAGUCUGGAGUUUCUAUUACAAUUGAUGACCCAGUCCGAACUGCCCAGGUGCCCUCCCCACCCCGGGGCAAGAUCAGCAACAUUGUCCAUAUCUCCAAUUUGGUUCGUCCCUUCACUUUAGGCCAACUGAAGGAAUUGUUGGGGCGUACAGGAACCUUGGUGGAAGAGGCCUUCUGGAUUGACAAGAUCAAAUCUCACUGCUUUGUAACGUACUCAACAGUAGAGGAAGCUGUUGCCACCCGCACAGCUCUGCAUGGGGUCAAAUGGCCCCAGUCCAAUCCCAAAUUCCUUUGUGCUGACUAUGCUGAGCAAGAUGAGCUGGAUUAUCAUCGGGGCCUCUUGGUGGACCGUCCCUCUGAAACUAAGACAGAGGAGCAGGGGAUACCACGGCCCCUGCACCCCCCACCCCCACCCCCGGUCCAGCCACCACAGCACCCCCGGGCAGAGCAGCGGGAGCAGGAGCGGGCGGUGCGGGAACAGUGGGCAGAGCGGGAACGGGAAAUGGAGCGGCGGGAACGAACUCGAUCAGAGCGUGAAUGGGAUCGGGACAAAGUUCGAGAAGGUCCCCGUUCUCGAUCACGGUCCCGUGAUCGCCGCCGCAAGGAACGAGCGAAGUCUAAAGAAAAGAAGAGUGAGAAGAAAGAGAAAGCCCAGGAGGAACCUCCUGCCAAGCUGCUGGACGACCUUUUCCGAAAGACCAAGGCAGCUCCCUGCAUCUAUUGGCUCCCACUGACUGACAGCCAGAUUGUUCAGAAGGAGGCAGAGCGGGCUGAACGGGCCAAGGAACGAGAGAAGCGGCGAAAGGAGCAAGAAGAAGAAGAACAGAAGGAGCGGGAGAAAGAAGCUGAGCGGGAACGGAACAGACAACUGGAGCGAGAGAAACGUCGGGAGCACAGCCGAGAGAGGGACAGGGAGAGAGAGAGGGAAAGGGAACGUGAGAGGGGGGACCGAGACCGUGAUAGAGAAAGGGACCGGGAACGAGGCAGGGAGAGGGAUCGCAGAGACACCAAGCGCCACAGCAGAAGCCGGAGUCGGAGCACACCUGUGCGGGACCGGGGUGGGCGCCGCUAGCUGGGACAACACUAGGAGAGCUGCAGGUACCAGCCACUCUGCCCCAGGGGGGUUACAGGCCACAGAGGGAUAGGUAUAGUUUCCACCACUCUGGAACCAAGAGUCUUUCACACCACCUGUCCCCACAUACCAAGUGGAACAGUGGCCAUCCUUCCCCCCCCACACACACACAGACCCCUUAACCUGUCUCUUGGGCCUUAGCCCUCUCCUCCCUCUCAUUUCCUGUUAAGUCUGUGAGAGGCAAGAGCUAGGUUAGGGAAGGAGGUGGUUGGCCAGAGGGGAACAGCCAGGUGCCCCAAACCUCUUUCAUUUUUCCUCCAUCCUGCUCACCACCUCCCUUGGGGUACUCACAGCCUCCUCUUGGGAACAGCCGGGGCCAGGACUGGGUCACCUAUGAGCUGAAUCAGCAUCUCCUCCUGAGUUCCGGGGCCCCUGCAGUUCCCAGUUUCUUCUGUCCUGCAGCCCUUGCCUCUUGCCCACCGAGUCCCCCGGUUCCACUUUAUAUCCACCUUUUCCUUUUGUUCAAUUUUUAUUUUUAUUUUUUUUAUUAUUAAAUGAUGUGGUCUAUGGAAAAAAAUAAAAAUCUGACUUAGUUUUAAA
This is a messenger RNA of Lemur catta (Ring-tailed lemur), 4961 nucleotides long. It is a transcript of the gene ACIN1, whose product is annotated as apoptotic chromatin condensation inducer 1. NCBI's taxonomy places the organism in Eukaryota, Metazoa, Chordata, Mammalia, Primates, Lemuridae. The record is from RefSeq and is a predicted model, not a curated record. The transcript has 19 exons. Gene Ontology annotation, molecular function: nucleic acid binding. Bases 333 to 4361 code for a protein of 1342 amino acids.